Messenger RNA from Phycomyces blakesleeanus NRRL 1555(-), 2081 nucleotides. RefSeq lists its product as hypothetical. The record is from RefSeq and is a predicted model, not a curated record. Bases 555 to 2081 code for a protein of 508 amino acids. NCBI's taxonomy places the organism in Eukaryota, Fungi, Mucoromycota, Mucoromycetes, Mucorales, Phycomycetaceae. The transcript has 7 exons.
AGGAUUACACAUUGUUGCAAGACAAAGUAGCAUGACCGUUUUUUGUUGGAGUUGUAUAAGAGACAAUUCUUCCGUGGGACGCCAAGAAUCUAACAAUUGGAGGACUGGCUACAGUAACCAUAUCUCGUCUUGGUUGCGAGAUGGUAAUUUCACCUCUGAUUUACGUUUUAUCAUAAGUAGUGCUGGAAUCGGCUCUUGCAUCACAAGAUUUGGCUAGUCUGAAAGAAUCAUCUCUCUCAGGCAUUGAACUCCUUCCAUCUUGAAGUGCUCACACUGGGCGUAUUAAUGUAUUCGCUUGCAGCCUAGAAUCAGUCCCUUCUUGACUUAUUCGUCCAGAAUGAACAUGUUUGACAGAUAAUCGUGACUCUGCUCUGGUGAGUACUCUAUUACGCCGGCUUGAAUGACUUUUGCGACGGCAGUGUCCACCCCCAUUUGGUUGUUUUCUGAUACACAGAAAUGUCUGUUCCUCCACAGGUGUAGGGUAUUUGUUCAUUGGAUUCGGAAAGCCUCCUCGGCCACCCUCUUUGGCUAUUGGUGAUUUGUCUGGCUGUCCAAUGUCUGGAAAAGUGCUCCAGACGACCCCCUGGUGGAAUCCCACCCAGAAGCACUUUGUUGUCUUGGACUUUGAACUUACGGGUAAGCUCAAGGAGCUCUACAAUUUGUUCACUGGACAAAAGCACAAAGAUACUCCUGAUGAGUUGAGAGUAAAAAAAGCUGUUCGCGUAUCAAGAACAAAUGAACCAGAUGAAGCUCACAUUCUAAUUGUUUACAAGUCAUGUAAAGCUCGAGGUAAUUCAACUAAAAGAAGUCCUGUAUACCCAAACCACGACAUGACUUUACUACAGCUGCUAAAUAGGGAUCUUGGUCCUCAUCAACGAUAUACCCUGUCUAUUACUCUCAGUUCCUUUAUUUUAAAUAAUGUUCAUGUACAACGUGCUCGCGACAGAAUUGUCUUGCAAUCGUCUUUCUUACGCGAAGUGGUAGUGCUUUAUGGUCGUUUAACGAUAGUAGAGUUUCAACACCAUUACCCUAGACUACAACAUCUUCAGACACUAUAUACAGAGCUGAUUCAAACUAACGAGGUUAAUCUUACUGUCAACUUGAAUGGCCUUAAAAACUAUGGUGCGGUAGUAUCUUCUGCAUGCAAGACUAUUGCGAUUACAUACAACAACUACUAUGAUCUUUCCAUAACGGCAAUAAAGAAAAUAGUAUAUGAACAUUUACUGGACAGUUUACUAAUUAGACUGCCAGCUCCCCUUCAAAUCCCAGAUCAAAUAUUGCCAGAAAACACGACUAUUAAACUCCCUCGACUUUCUGCAUUUCUAAAUAAAAGAAUCACACCAGUCCGCAAUAUACUGCCUACAAUUCCAGUCAACAAGGCUACUCUUUCAAGAAAUCUUCAAGCAAUUAUGCAUUGGAGAUUUAUUAAAGUAGACAGUGAGAACGUUAAAUCGUUUUUCGAGCAAGGUCCACAGAAAAUUCGAGACAAAUCAUCUGUAGCCUACACAAGACGAUUAUUUUUCCACUUCUUCAAUUUUAAGAAGUUCAAAAUCAAUGAUAUUGAAGCUUUGAUAAAUCUCCCAAACGAAAAAAGCAAGAUGUUCUUGAACUCAAUAUACACAGACGGAUAUAUGUUCAGGGUAUCGUUUGCGAGACGGACCGCCAUUGAUCCUCUCAAUUAUGUUGAGCUCACAACAAAUGACUUUAACAUCCAGGAAAUUGCCGAGAAUUGUCGAGUGUGUACGGUGGAUCCUGGAAGAAGAGAUGCCUUCAAGGCAUAUUAUGGUGAUGAUGGUAUAAGAUGCUUAACAAGAAAAGAAUAUUAUAGUGCAUCUGGUAGCGUUAAGCGGAUGAUAAAUGAAGAUGCAAGGAAGGUGGCCCAAGGAAUUAAGGAAGUUGGAAAAUAUAUCCCAUCAGUUCGCAACUCCUGUAAGGCCAAAUACCUAAGAUAUUUCCAAAAUUCAAACGACAGACCUAUCCAUCCAAUGAAAUUUGGAGUGGCAAUGGUAGGCCAGAAAUGUUCAAUCCUCAGCCAAGUUCAAGAACAACAAGAACAACAGAAACACAAAGCGCCACAAUGA